AUGGAUGCAUGGAAUCGUAUACUAAAUUCUUCCACAAAAGAGUUAUAUGUCGAUUUUGUCAUUCAAUUCUGGAAAGUGUGUGAAAAGUAUUCUGCUUUGUUGAAAUAUGUUGAAAGCACCAUUCUUGAUCAGGUGAAGGAGAAUAUAGUUUAUGCAUGGACUGAUAAUGUUAGACACCUUGGAAAUACAACCACCAACAGAGUUGAGUCGGCCCAUGCUAGUUUGAAAAAUUGGUUGGGAAAUAGCAAGGGGGUUUAUGUCGAGAUUGGGACUCCGUAA
Messenger RNA from Lathyrus sativus (Indian pea), 279 nucleotides. Lineage: Eukaryota; Viridiplantae; Streptophyta; Magnoliopsida; Fabales; Fabaceae. The record is from the annotation of a GenBank genome assembly.